AUGUCGAACAAAUUGGACGCGAUGAAGCCGCAGAGGAAGAUUGAGCUCUUUUCAGGCUCAUACUUUGCGGCGUGUACAAUGGGUGGUAUUAUCGCGUGCGGGCCUACACAUACUAUGGUUACCCCGCUGGAUCUGGUAAAAUGCCGCCGUCAAGUCGACUCCAACCUCUACAAAUCCAACUCGCAAGCGUGGAAAAUGAUCUAUUCCAAAGAGGGUCUGCGCGGUGUAUUCUUUGGUUGGACACCCACUUUCAUCGGCUACUCCAUGCAAGGGGCUGGCAAAUACGGUUUCUACGAAGUCUUCAAGUACCUGUAUGGUGAGAAGCUUGCUCCCGGCGCCCCGCAAACGGUUGUAUAUCUCGCUGCCUCCGCUUCCGCCGAAUUCCUCGCCGAUAUUGCCCUGUGUCCUAUGGAGGCAAUCAAGGUCCGGAUGCAAACGACCAUGCCACCGUUCGCAAACACACUAAGGGAGGGCUGGUCGAAGGUGAUCAAGGAAGAGGGCGUUGGCGGUCUUUACAAGGGCCUGUAUCCUCUGUGGGCGCGUCAAAUCCCAUACACCAUGGUCAAGUUCGCCACGUUUGAAGAGACUGUCAAGCAAAUUUACGGCUUCUUGGGUAAGCCAAAAGAGUCGUACGGAAGUCUACAGCAAACUGGUGUGAGCUUCCUCGGUGGAUACAUCGCUGGUAUUGGAUGCGCGGUCGUCUCGCACCCCGCAGAUGUCAUGGUCUCGAAGCUCAACAGCGACCGGAAGGCUGGCGAGGGCGCUGGCCAAGCUAUUGGCAGGAUAUACGGCAAGAUCGGUUUCAGUGGUCUUUGGAACGGACUGCCUGUCCGUAUCUUCAUGAUUGGUACUUUGACUGCGUUCCAAUGGCUUAUCUACGACUCCUUCAAGGUCUACCUUGGUCUACCUACUACCGGUGGCCACUAA
Alternaria postmessia is the source of this 927-nucleotide messenger RNA. RefSeq lists its product as uncharacterized. Lineage: Eukaryota; Fungi; Ascomycota; Dothideomycetes; Pleosporales; Pleosporaceae. Gene Ontology annotation, biological process: mitochondrial phosphate ion transmembrane transport. The transcript has 4 exons. Gene Ontology annotation, molecular function: phosphate transmembrane transporter activity. Gene Ontology annotation, cellular component: mitochondrial inner membrane. The coding region runs from base 1 to 927 and encodes 308 amino acids. The record is from RefSeq and is a predicted model, not a curated record.